AAAAUGGCGGCGCCCAGGCUGCGGCCGUGCCUUGGCAGGCUCUUUGAGAUGCCGCCUGCGCUGGGGUGCGCCAACCGAGUUUAUAGCACUUCUCAGCCCUUUGCGGAGGUGCUACGGCUGCCGAGGAAGCAACUAACGAAGCUCGUGUUUCCGCUACAGGAACUCGAGCGGCACCUCGUCGCGGAUUCGAGGUCGGAUCUUCACCUGAAGAUUUUCGACCCGAGCCUCGAGGACAUCGCGAGGGCGGAGAGCUUUUUCACGGCCUCGGCCAGAAACCGCAUCGAGUAUCUCAGCUCAGCAGAGCGUCUCGACCAUGCCCCGGACCUUCGCCUCCCAGAGGUGUGUUUUAUAGGCAGAAGCAAUGUUGGAAAAUCCUCCUUAAUAAAAGCUUUAUUUUCACUUGCCCCAGAGGUUGAAGUCAGAAUCUCCAAAAAACCGGGGCACACAAAGAAAAUGAAUUUUUUCAAAGUUGGAAAAUACUUUACAUUGGUGGACAUGCCAGGUUAUGGCUAUAGAGCACCGGAAGAUUUUGUUGAAAUGGUAGAGACAUAUCUAAAAGAACGAAGGAAUUUGAUGAGAACUUUUUUGUUAGUGGAUAGUGUUGUUGGAAUUCAAAAGACAGACAAUAUUGCCAUAGAAAUGUGUGAAGAAUUUGCAUUACCUUAUGUGAUGGUAUUAACAAAAAUUGACAAAUCUUCCAAGGGACAUCUUUUAAAACAAGUGCUUCAGAUCCAAAAAUUUGUUGAUACUAAAACACAAGGAUGUUUUCCUCAGUUGUUUCCAGUAAGUGCUGUGACCUAUUCUGGAAUCCACCUGUUAAAAUGCUUUAUAGCAAACAUAACAGGAAAUCUCAGGACUGAGAGCUGCCAGAUUCAGAAAUCUUCUUGCCAAUUAGAAUUAAACACCUAGAAUUUCAAAAUUGUUUUAAAUGUUCUGUAUCUAAAACGUGCAGAAGAAUCACUAGAGCUUUAAAACCUGCAUCCUUGAAAAACAAGAAUGAAUUUGUGCCUGAGGGAGGAAAAGGGUUUAUAAAUAAUAAGAUUAUACUGAUCAUUAGAACAGAUACUGGUAGUUUUUCCUGUUUUAACAAACUGAAAAACAAGAGCAUAUGGUGUUCACAAAAUGAAAAUGAUUUACCACAGAAAAGGGUUUGCCAUGUUAUUUAUUGGAUUUGUCUUCUAAAGAAAAUGCCUAUUAUGUAUAUAUUUUUAAAUAUUAAAAUGAACUAGUAAAAAAGGUUUCUUUUGUGUUAAGCAGUUAUAGACAGGUUGAAUACUCCUAUAUGUUCCUAUAAAUUAUCUUUUUUUCUGAGUUCUUUAUUCAAUGAGUCACCCUCAGGUAAACAUAGGAUUCAGAAUCAGAAGAUCAGAUAUUAUAAGUUCCAAUUCUAAUAUUAUAUGUUGGACUUUGGGAAAAUAACUAGAUUUCUUUUGAUCUUUAUAACUCUAGCCUCCAAAGUAGUAAAGAUUAUAAUGAUAUAAAUAAAAGGAUGUAUGCAUAUUCGUAAAACAAAACCAAAAGCAAAAUUCACAGAAAUUUAUCAUAGAAAAUAUUCUGUCAUGGAAGUAACAUUUUAUCUUGUGAAAGCCCAAAAAAAUUAGUUUCGAAAGUGAGAAAACUUAAGGUCAAGAGAUGAAGUUAAGAACUGGGACAGUUUAGAAUUGCUAUCUUAAGAUUCAGAGCGGGAAAGUAAAAGUGUUCAUUUGGAUUAAAGUUAAUAGAAAAGAUUUUUAUGAGGAUGCUAUUGACCUAUUCAUGUAAGUGACUUAUCUUUUCAAACUAAGGUAGAAUAAUGAAAGGUUAUAGCAAUAGCCAUGUAUAGAAAAUUAAGACUAAAACAACUCUGUAGCUUUUUUAGAAAAUUUAAUUUUUUAAUAUAUUUUCAGUUGUUUUCCAGUUGAUAACACUGGUCUAUUCUAAGCAGCAGUGUUUUAAACAAAAAAAAGGGACUUUAUAUAAGCAUUCACACAGUAAAAUAUAUGCCUUAGAAAUUGCCUUAGAAAUCAUCUCUGCUUGACAGUGUUACUACUUGUUUUAGCUCUGAUUUUUCUAAAAGCAGAAUCCAAGACAAAAAAUUGUAUGUGGUGAUUAAUUUUGGAAGUGAUCCCAAGGAACAGACAUGGUAGGGAAAUAAAACAGAAGAAAAGCCAACCACGGAUGUAUCAAGACACCACAUUGGCAGUAGUGCUGAUCUCAAGGGGCCUUCUUAGCCUUAUAAAAUGUGCCACUGAAUUGUCUUUGAAGGGAGUCAAGGAUGGCCCUAUACCUCUUACAAAUUGUACCUGUCUGAAUACAAAAUGGCUCCUAUAGCUUGCCAGAUGCCAGGAAGCAGGACAUGGGAGGUUCUUGGAGCAAGGGAUAAGAUGCAGUUAACUGCCCAGUCCUACUUAAAUCUGGUUGCCACAGAAGGGCCUGAAGAAAGACCAAGAGGAUUUGAAGUAAUAAAACAUGGAAGAUCUCACCAUUCUAUUCUCAUAAAUGACCUGAGUGUUCCAGUGCCACCAAAAGUGAUAAAAUUGGUAUUCACUGUGAUGACACCAACAAUUUUGAAUCUACUAGGUAAACUAUGCUUUUGUAUAUUUUACAUUUCACUUAAAAAUAUGUAACAUUUGAAUUUAAGUUGUUUGGAUAAAUGAACUGAUAGAGAAUUCUACAUUCCUUAUAAAUUAUCAUUUUGUGUAUGAAGCCUUUUACCAUUUUUCCCAGAUUUAUAAGGUCAGGAAAUGGAGAAAAAUGAAAAAAAGUUACUCCAGAAGAACAGUAAUGAAGUGGAAAAUAAAUACUAAACUUAUCCAGUCCAGGUUUACCACUGUGAUUUUUCCAGUGAGAAAUCUCUAGUCUUUUAUUUGUAAAAGUUUGAUUCUUGAACAAUUGUGCCACUUCAAAUGAAGGAGCAAAUACCAGAAGAACUAGCUAGCUUAUUGGUUCACAUGCAAAUAGAAACAGAAACAAGGCUGAAACUUAAAUCUUUAAUUCCAAGGGAUCAUUUUAUUACCCUUGCCUUGUGAAUCAAAAUUGGGAAUGAAGUCUCAUAAGAAAGAGGCCAUUUACAUUAGGCAUGUGAAUAUAGACAGUUCCCAGGAAAUAAGCAAAGGGAGUUAAGUUUAUGGCUAUUUCAAGGCUUGUCAUAAAUGAGAUCUCCUUGGUAUAACCCACAUUUCAACACAGUAAGUAGAGACUACUACUUAGUAGAAGCUGGAAUAAAUAUAAAUGGUAAAAAGCUUGAUUAAGAACUGAGUCAAUCAGAAUUAAUUAAAUCAGCUACACUUCAGGAAAGGAAACCAAACCAACAUUUCACUACACUGUGGACUACUUGUACCCAACAACCUGAGCUCCUUUUAAAAAAAAAUGUAGAUUCCUGGCCCUAUCCCCGGUUGUAUUUAUUAAACUCUGCAGGACUAGGAGUCUGUUUUUUUUUUAAGAUUUAUUUAUUUAUACAACCACUGGGUACAGUCAGAAGCACGGGAGGGUGAGAGAAUUCACCAGUGCCAGAGCGGGGAGCAGAGCAGGCAGAAGGACCAAAGCACACUGCUGAGGGGAGCAGCGGGCGGCAGGAGAGGUCUGCGCGCCAUGUGGGACCCUCCUCCGGUGACCGGGGAGCAGCCAGGGAUCGAACCGACGCUGCAGAGGCUGCGGCCAGCUUUGCAACCCAGCGCUCAACCGCUGAGCCACCAGGAGGCCCGAGUCUGUAUUUUUAAACAACCAAUGGGUGAUUCAUAGUUUGAGAGCUACUGGUAUAGGUGAUGUGUAGAUAUGAGACAGAGAAAGCCAGAUAAAGAAUGGAGAAAUAAAAAGAUAGAAUGGGCAAGGAAAAGGAUACAGCAGAUACCAAGGCACUUUGUCUAUGAAUCUAUAUAUAAAAUAAAACUUAAGGCUGUAACCUACUUAACAAAUAGAAACUUAGUAACCUAAUGCUGGUAAGCUAAAAUAUUUGAGAGAUACUGAAAACUUCACUUCUUUAAAUUUUAAAAUGUGUUUAAGAUUUCUCAGCAGCUGUUUGAGCAACAUACAAAUAUCAAAUGCUAGCUAGUAUCAGCACCAAAUUAUAAAUUUGUGUUUAGUCUCAUUCCUGGAUCUAUUUUGUAUAAUCACUUAUUUGUUCAUUUAAUUUUCUCACCUUUUAUUUUGUUGUCUUGUUGUAUUCCAUGUACAAUAUACUUUUUGGAAAAAAGUUUGUUUGGAAUCAAUCACCAGCAUUCAAACAAACAAAACCUUUCAGUGAAUUCCAAAAGUGUAUUAAUAGGCCUUCCUAUGAGAGAUGAUGAACAAAAGAAGUGAAAUAAUGGCGGGACCAGUCCCUGGUAAUAUAAUUAGUGGCAAAACUUUUGAGUCCUUUGACAAUUGAUUCUAUGAUAUAAGCAAAACGGCACAAGCAUUAGAAGUUCCUGUGUUCAGAGGUAGACAAUCUACAAUGCAAUCAGUAAGGCCAGAGUAAACUUUUAAACUUGCUACUCCCCAUUGCAAUACCCAUUUACCUUUAUUCACAGAAUACAUUCUUGUAGACUUAAUUAUUUAGGUUUGGUUCCCUAUAAAUCAUAAAAAUACUCAAGUUUUUCAGGAACCUACCAGUCUUAAGGAAUCACAUCUGCUUCUCAAGAGCAGAAAAGGGUACAUUUUCAUCUUAAUACCUGGCACAAAAUCAUAGUCAAAACUUGACAAUAGAAAAAUACUUGUCAAAAUAAUAUGAAAGUUUACUGAACUGUUGUACAAUGUUGCACUGUAACAGCUCCUCUCUGAAUCCAAGUGGUACAUCAGACCUUUUCAUAUCUCAGUAGUUCUACUUAAAACAGCAGAACACUGGACCAGUUUGUUAAUCACAUAGCAGUCUCACAAAUUAAGAGUCUAAACACCCAUUAAAGCAAAAAUAUCAUCAAUGUCAUCUCUCUCCUUUUUGGAGGUUGGUGUAUUAUGUUUACUGAUUUGCAUCGUCCACGAGUCAGUUUCAUUUUCAUUGUUUCCUGCAAGAUUUUCAUGAAUUUGUUUCUCCUUAGUUUGUAUGACAGGAUCUGAAACCCGGCUACUCAAGAGUUGCUUACUGUCCGUGUAGAGAGCAGUUCUAUGAACUGCACGGUAAGAGAGUCUCCGUUCCCUUUUAUCUGUAGCACUCCGAGUCCCUUGAGAGGACUGCUGAAUUUCCUUUAAAAGAGUCGACUGCAGCUUUCUCUGUGGUUUCCUCUGUCUCAGUAAAAACUUAUUCUGUGAUCUUUGUCUCAGAUGAUGCUUUGAAAUUUUGUUAUGUAAGCCACGAAGAAAGCAGUUGCAAAUAGAUGUUUUUAUGCACUCUAGUUUCUUUGGCAAACUAAAGAAUGGAGAGAAAGGAAAAUCUGAGAUUAAGGGAUAGGAAAAACAUUUAAAAAAUUUAAUUUGUCUGCUUUCUAGCAACUUCCAACAGGAAAAUACACAAUUUAUCUGCAAGCAAUGCUUGUGUACAACCACAGAAUACUAGCAAAAGAAUAAAGAAAUUGAAGCUUUGAACCAGAUCUGUUUACAAAGUAUACUUACCUCUCGUAUAAUCUUAGGCAGAUGUGUCCCCAUUAUGUUCCCAAAUAAUGUAGCUCCUAUAACUACCUAGCAAGGUAGCUGAAUGGUGAGAUAUUGCCACCAUUUAGCACUAAACCUUCUACCUGAUAGAUGCUAAUCAUCAUAAUUUAAGUGGUGGAACUGGGAGGUGAAUCACAAACAGAAAAAUCUGCCAGAAUUUAUUCAUCCAUCAACUCUGUGUUGUAGCAGGAAAUAAAAAGAAAAAGGAAUAAAAGUGAAUAGUUAUGGAAAAAGGAAUAAAAGUGAAGAGGGAGUCUGUAUAGGAAUGACAGAUUAAACUGACAGCCUUUAGCUACUCUAAUUGUGAUUUAUGAUUUACAUCACCUUCAAGCUUGGGAAUUCAGAAUUCGAAUAGAGACAAUUUUAUAUGUUUUGCUUCUGAAUAGGGUACACCGUUACAGGUAUAUUAGUGCCUGGCUAAAUGCUACACUGAUAAAUUUCAAAAGAUGAUCACAGGUCUGUACUUCCUGUCCCUGCCCCCUUCCUGACAUUGAAGAAACGCGUUAUGAUGCAGUAAGUCAUAAUCUGUUUCCAAGCCAUUUUCCUGUCUUAUGAUAGCAGUGACUUUGAAGUGGGUUAAGGGUACCUCCCAACUGAAAUUAAACAUUCUGAGAUCUAAAUCUACAACUCUAACACCCUGAGCAAAAUCCUCCAUUUCCUCAUUUAUAAAAUGAGACUACUAUCUACCUGACAGAGUUACGGCAUUUAAGUAAAUUUAAAAUGUACUACAAAUACAGGGAGUUUGAAAGAACAGGAUACUUCAUGGGAUACAAAAUAAAUGUUUAACCAAACUGAUAAACGCCAGUUUGUUACCCUUACUAACCACCUUAUCUAUUGACUUGAACUCAAUCUUGAACAAUUCUCUGUUUCUUGGGCUGAGUUUCCAUCCUAGAAUAGGUAACAUUCCUUUUAGAUGCCUACAGGCUUUUUAGGGUAACCCAAUGUAAAGAAUCUUCCAGCAAUCCAUUCCUCAGGAAUACCUACCAGUCCCACAGUUUUGUUUUGUUUUUUAAUCAAAACUUGCUUUAAAACCCUAUUAUAUAUCAAAUUUCUUACUAAAAUGGAAAUACCUUUUCCAUAAUUUUUAAAAGAAAAUUCAAUGUGUUUUAAAUAGCUGAAGAAAGUGAUUCAUGGUAAGCACUAUAAAGCCCUAAAUAUGUUUAUAGAGAUAAGAAAUUUUUUUGAUGCACAGAAUAAUUUCUUGAAGGAUACAUAAUUGCUCAGAAUGACCACUUUUGUGAAGGAAAAAUAAGGAUCUUUAUAGCCAUUUGUAUCUGAAAUGACCUAGCAUUUUUCAAUAAAAAUAUAAAACCCUGAAAUAUCUAGCUUCAUGUACUACAAUACUGGUUCACAAAGAUAACCAUCCCUAAACAGUUCUACGAAGGUUAAGAAUCAACAAGAAAUGGAAGAAAUAAAUAUACAUACACAAGCGUAGCUCCUGUGGAAGAACAUUACCUGGCCCUAACCCCUGUCUGGUAUAUGCCUUCAUAGGGAGGUAGGCAUCUUUUGCUUCUGCUCAUAUCCCUUCAUCAUUGUACUGAAGCUGUGAGCAGAAUGGCCAUCUCCUACGAGAGCAAGAUCUCCACGUGGAUUAACUCUGCCUGAUGUACUCUUGUAUCCCCAGGCUCAGAUAUCAGACAUUACUAAUACUUUCUGAAUGAAUGGAUGGAAUGCUGAAGAGUGACAGUAAGUCAAAUUAUCCAAAUUUCCUUCCUCCCAAUGACCUAUCUGUGCCCUACAAAAGAGCAAAUAAAAUUGCAGUUUCAAUAGAUCCCAUUUUUAGCCCCUCUAGGUCAUAGACAUCCUAUUUUAAAGAAAGCUGACUUGAAUUUAUGUACUUUUAAAUCUAUAUGUCAACAGAAAAAGUAAAGGAACAUACUUUUUGUAAUACACUUACCUAUAGCCUUGAGCUUCCACAUGCUUAAACCGGUUACUUUUAAGAAGUUUGUUACCCAGAAAGAUGGCCUGCACCUUGAGUUUUUUGUUUCUGCACCACAGAAUCGCCAUUUGGAUUUCUUCAGAAAGUUGUGUGAAUGUCUCAGCCUCUCGGAAUCUUUUCACAAAUUUUUUGACACAGUGAAUGUCUAUCACUUUCCGAGAAGAAUGUUUGCUUGCCUUUAGUUUGGAUGGAGAACAUUUAAACUCCAAGUUGGUCUCCUGAAAUAUGAAAAAAAUAUAUUGAAUUCACACUGACAAUAGAGAAAAACUAUCGAAAUUUGAAAAUCAGUUCUUAAAAGAAGGAAAACUUUUAAGCUCACUGUACAAAACUGCCAGGGCUCAAACCAUUUCUGUCUGACUGCGUAGCCCCACACUUUAAGCUGCAGCACAGUCCACACCUGUGAUGGAUCCUCUGGUGUCUUCACAAUCAUAGUGAAACUAAACUCUUGGUACAGUGUUCCUGGAGGCACUCUACUAACUGAAUUAUCUGUGUGCACUCAAAUUCUGGGGGUGUUCCUGUGCACUCAGAAGCUCAAACUGAAAAACUAAAGCUUAGAAGCUGGGGAUACUCAAUUUCUGCCCUUGGUAAAUGGCAUCCACUCAACAAGCAGAAAUUAUAAACUUUAUUAAAAUAAGCCCGACAAACCUGAAUAGCUUUGUGUUUCAGCUGUGUGCAGAAAGCCCUCACGUCAAAUUUUGAUGAUGCUUCUGUAGAGAUAGAUCAAAAACUUUAGCCAUAGUAUUUUCAAAUUUUAAGUGCAUAACAACAUUUCUUGCCAAAUUACUACAAAAGAAAUGAAAGCAAUUGAAAGCAGUUAAAGAACUAUGAAAUAACUAAAACAAGCAACUUUGAAUGCUUGAGCUUAGAAUUAUUAUAUCUCUAUAAUCAACGUGGGUUAAAAUUAAGAAAGGAGAUGCUCAAUUUCUUUCUAUACAAUAAUUAUAAUUUCAACAAUUUUUUUUUUAAAAAUCAGAGUAUGUACUGUAGCAAAGGAAAUUACCUUUGAAGAUUUUCCUGUUUUUCACUGGCUGUCCAAGAUCCACAUUA
This is a messenger RNA of Talpa occidentalis (Iberian mole), 8527 nucleotides long. It is a transcript of the gene GTPBP8, whose product is annotated as GTP binding protein 8 (putative). The record is from RefSeq and is a predicted model, not a curated record. The transcript is spliced from 6 exons. Lineage: Eukaryota; Metazoa; Chordata; Mammalia; Eulipotyphla; Talpidae. Gene Ontology annotation, molecular function: GTP binding. The coding region runs from base 4 to 909 and encodes 301 amino acids. Gene Ontology annotation, cellular component: mitochondrion.